AUGCGAGAGGGUUCGAAGUCGAUGAAUUUGGCUAUCAAAAUGCCAAUUUCGUUGGGGAAUAACAAUUACGGGUAUGGGAAUCUGAGGAACGUCGGUUACGGGAACAACCGCCAACCACGAAACAACAAUCAAAGGAACCGGAAUGAGGGGUUCUACAACAACAGUAACAACAAUGGGAACCCUAAUCGAAUUCCUCGUUUCGUGGGACAGGGUAACCAAGGUGGAAAUCGAGAAGGUAAUAGAGGAGGUAAUCGAAGAGAUAACCGAAGAUCAAUGGAUCAAGAAGUUGAAGGUCCACGUCGUCUUCAACAACCUCCAAGGGGCGUUAAUGACCGUUUUAGGUCGGUGGUCACCGACAAUGACUCACUGAUUGUGUGCGAGAGAAGAAUGUUUGAUUGCAAGCCACAUUACAUCAACAUCCUCCCCCACUUCAAUGGGAGGACUAAUGAUGAACCGUAUACCCAUUUGGCGGAGUUUUCGGCCAUAUGUAGUACGAAUAGAGGGCAUGAUUUCGCGUUGGAAGAGGUUAAGCUUCGAUUGUUUCAGUUCUCAUUGAAGAAUAAGGCGAAACAGUGGUUUCUCACACUUCCGGUGGGUAGUAUUCCUACAUGGGCUGAAAUGCUACAAGUUUUUCUUGAUGAGUAUUAUUCGAUGGCAAAAACUGAUGAUGCUAGAGAUGAAAUUAGGGGUUUGGAUGAUGAGACGUGGAACCACCUUGAGUCGACGAGUAAUGGAACUUUGUUGAGUAAUCACAAGAACGACGAUUGGGAGUUUCUCGAGAGGAUGAGCAAGAGGUCAAAGGCGAAAGAAUCGGCCGACCGAGCCAAAAAGCACUCUACCUCAAGGUCUUGGCCCGAUCGUGAUGCGAGUUCUAAGGAUCGAAUUGAAAUGUUGGAGCAGGAGUUGGCUCGCAUGAAGAAAAAGGAAGUGGGUGCGGUGCAAUACGAUGUAUGUGAAGAAUGCGGAGACAUCGGUCACCAGAUCGAGAAUUGUCAAGCCACCGUGGAUGUGAAUCAAGUGUAUGGAGACCAGAGGCAAUACGAUAUGAACUCCAACACUUACCACCCCGGAUUGAGGAACCAUCCUAACUUUAGGUAUGGUAAUGCCUCCAAUCAAAUGAACCCGAAUUUCCAAUCGGGAAAUCAAGGUGGGUAUUCGCAUCAAACUUGCCAAGGAGGUAACCAAGGGGGCUACCAAAGGAACAACCAACGCGGUGGUAGUGAUUUGAAUGCCAAAAUAGAUGCAAUGCUUUCAAUGAUGCAAGAGUAUAAGAAGGAUAAUGAAAUUCGGGACAAGUCACAUGAAGCAUUAGCAAAACAAGUGGACCAAUUAGCGGAAGAGGUGGCUCAAAUGCGGGGAAGUAUAGGAAGGCUUCCGAGUGACAAUACGAUGAACCCGAAGCAUCAAAGUUCAAGCACGAGCAAUGUGAGGAAUGUGCACAUUAGCGCGGUAAGUCUCCUUUCAAAUGAUGAGGUUUGUAGUAGUGUUGAAAGCAUUCCACCACCACAAUGCGUUGAUGGUGUAGUGGAAAAUACAAGUGAUGAGUCGGAAAGUAAAAAUGAACAAGAAACGAUUUCACAAAUUAAAAUUGAAAACAUGAAUAAAAAUUCUUUUUGUGAAAAUUGUUUAAAUCAAAUUAACUCGAUUAAUGCAUCAAAGCUUGAAGAACAGUGCCCACUAAAGGACGAGAGGUGGGAAAUUUUUAAACAAGCAAAAAUUAAUUUUCCGUUACUUGAUGACAUUAAAAAAGUUCCGGCUAAUGUGGAAUGCUUGAAAGAGUUGAGCAUUGAAAAACGGCACAAUAAAUUACCCGAACCGAUUGAUUUAGUAUCACAUGUUAGUGUCGUCUUAUCGAGUGCGCUCCCCCAAAAAGCUCAAGUUAGUAGUUAA
Messenger RNA from Helianthus annuus (common sunflower), 1890 nucleotides. RefSeq lists its product as uncharacterized. The transcript is spliced from 2 exons. Bases 1 to 1890 code for a protein of 629 amino acids. The record is from RefSeq and is a predicted model, not a curated record. NCBI's taxonomy places the organism in Eukaryota, Viridiplantae, Streptophyta, Magnoliopsida, Asterales, Asteraceae.